UUCAUGCCUGCCCUUCUCUUGAACAACUUUGUUUGAAUUCUUGUUACUGUUUACUUACUCUCAAACUACGUGGUUUUACAAAUCUCAAAAAGGUUAAAAUUAUACCAUACUAUCUGGAGAUGAUCGAUAUUGAGUUGGAGUGUUUAGAAGAAUUCACGUUCAUUGGAUAUCCAAACAGAGAUCCAUGCGACAUCAACAUGUCUGGUUGUAAAAAUUUGAAGGUCUUCGAAUUGAAACGUCACAGAAUGAUUGCAAAGGAAUGGUUACAACCAUUGCUGCAUAAUUUUCAACUUCUGCAGUCAUUAGUGUUGCACGAUUGUCCACUUUAUGGGAGGAUUAGAAUAUCUGGUCAUCACCUUCGAUGUGUCGAAAUAUCAUCGUCAAAUGGAAACCUCGGUGAAUAUCCCAUUGUCAAUGCUCCCAAUCUAGAGUUAUUUUCUUAUGCAGGAGAUAUAAAUUCAUUUUUGUAUUCUAUGGAGACAUCACAUAUUCAAAUUGCAAACUUCAAAUUAUAUUUUAACCAUCUCAACACUAGGAAAUUCUUUCAAUUGAAGGAGCUUCUUGCUAACUAUUCCCAAGCUCAAUUUAUCAACUUGCAUAUCAAUCCCAACAUGGUUAAAUUUCAACAAAAAGAUAUGACAAGUACUCCAAUAUGUGGUGUAAGGUUAACAAUAGACCCAACAAUGAAGUUGGAAGGGAGGACUGUUGAAUUCUCCAUUGAUUACCAAGCUCUGGUGGAUGGCUUGCUCUGGUCCAUUCAGCCAGAAAUUCUCUCCCUCAAAUUGGAUUGCAAACCCAAUAUUCAAUUUUUAGAGGUUUUAUGCAGGAAACUGGGGAGCAUGAGGCAAGAAUCCUGUUGCAAAUCAACUGGACCAAGAUGUUGGGUGCACCAUCUACGACAUGUCAAGAUUGUGUGGGGAGAAAAUACUACUUGUGAUUCCACAGAGAUUUUGAAGUUAUUGCCUGCCUUUCGACCUUUUCACAUAAUUUCUUUUCAGUUUAAAUGGUGA
This is a messenger RNA of Carica papaya (papaya), 1010 nucleotides long. Its product is annotated as F-box/FBD/LRR-repeat protein At1g13570-like. The record is from RefSeq and is a predicted model, not a curated record. Gene Ontology annotation, molecular function: protein binding. Lineage: Eukaryota; Viridiplantae; Streptophyta; Magnoliopsida; Brassicales; Caricaceae.